Messenger RNA from Cyprinus carpio (common carp), 3455 nucleotides. Its product is annotated as zinc finger protein 648. Bases 221 to 1678 code for a protein of 485 amino acids. The transcript is spliced from 3 exons. Gene Ontology annotation, biological process: regulation of transcription by RNA polymerase II. Gene Ontology annotation, molecular function: DNA-binding transcription factor activity, RNA polymerase II-specific; RNA polymerase II cis-regulatory region sequence-specific DNA binding. Gene Ontology annotation, cellular component: nucleus. Lineage: Eukaryota; Metazoa; Chordata; Actinopteri; Cypriniformes; Cyprinidae. The record is from RefSeq and is a predicted model, not a curated record.
ACUUCUAAAAAGAUGUUGCACUCCCCCAUGUGAAGUAAGUCUAACUGUGUUCUGGCUCCUCCUAUGGUAUCUAAACGUCCACCAUGAAGAGGAAGUGGAUUAAUUGCACUCUUUGAAAUCACCAUUGGUGUACUUGGUGCUGCCAAGGGAUUGUUAAACAAACAUUUCAAUUUGUUAAUAAAGGUUGAUGCACUAAAUUCCACUCAAGAAAUCAUCUACAAUGGCUAAAAUGAAUGACCUGUGGGUUUCAACAGCUUUUAAAGAUAAUGUCUAUAUAUCAAAACGAAGUAUUAGAAAGAGUCUCAUCAGCAAGAGGCAUUAUCUGCCUGUGGAGAGUAACAUUACUGACACUAUGAAAACAAGCUUUAAUCUACCCAGUGAAGAGGGCAUCAGUGCUUCUGCCAAUUGGGAUGAAAGUAAAAACAAAAGAAUCCAAGAGAAUCCUAGAAGUCAAGCUACAUGCCACCUUCAUGAGAGAUAUUCUGAACAAUCCUCUGAAAAGGAAAGAGGAGUGGAUGUUACUCAUGUGAAGGCUGAGCCUGGAUCUGACCCUGAGCCUGGAUCUGAUUCCCGACUGAAUCAUGAGCACUUGGAAGCGACCAGCAUCACCAACAUGAAAGUGAAGCAGGAGGUGGAAAUCACUACGCCAUAUGAUCUGGCAGCGAUUCCACAAGAUCAGCAGGAGACUGUGGGGGAUGAAUGCGAGGUUGAGGGUAACAGAGCGCACAGCCUGAAUUCUUCUCAGAUUCAGGUUUUAAAAAGACAUUUUGUCUUUGCAGGCAUGAAGAAAAGAGGAAUGGAGGGAGACACGGAAAACCGUCCAUACAAGUGCCCCUACUGCAACUGGGCUUUCAAAAGGUCUAGCAACCUUUUCAGCCACAUCGAUACUCACCAAGGUCUUAAACCACAUGUUUGUGACCUGUGUGGGAAGGCCUACUCGCACCAAGGUACUCUUCAGCAGCACAAGCGGCUACACACAGGCGAAAGACCGUACCAAUGCCCAUUUUGUGAGAAAAGCUACAUUUGGUCCUCUGACUUCCGCAAACACAUCCGAACGCAUACCGGAGAGAAGCCGUACACCUGUGAGGAAUGUGGCAAGGACUUUGUGCGUUCCUCGGACCUGCGGAAGCAUGAGCGCAACAUGCACACCAACAACAAGCCAUUUCUCUGCAAGCAGUGUGGUCAAACCUUUAACAAACCCCUAUCUCUUCUCCGUCAUGAGCGCAAGCAUUUGGGUGAGAGGCCCUUUGUUUGCCCGGAGUGCGGGAAAGCAUUUGCCCUGGCCAGUCGCAUGACAGAGCACAGAAAAAUCCACAGCAGUGUGCGUCCCUACACCUGCUCCGUUUGCUCCAAAGCUUUCACCAAGUCCUCCAACCUUGCUGAACAUCUCACAGUUCACAGUGGAGUGCGGCCACACAAGUGCUCUGAGUGUGGAGUGGCAUUCGCCAUGGUGUCCCGUUUAGUGCGACACCAGCGUAUUCACACAGCUGUCCGCCCCUAUCACUGCCAAGGCUGCGAUAUGUCAUUCAGCUACCUCGCAGCACUCAAGAGGCAUCAGAAGCAGCAUGAAGAGGGCACAAUCUUUGUAUGUGGACAGUGCAGUAAAUCUUUCCCACAGGAUUCCCUGCUUACAGAACACAUGCAGAGCCAUGCUGACGCUGAGACUUGCAUUUCCUAAGUACUGUUACUGAAGUAACUGGAGGAUAGCAAAUCUGCAAACUCAUGGUAAAAGAAGAUGGCAUCUUGACAAACUCCACUGUCCUACAUAUUUUCAUAUUUUUAGUUGACUAAUUAUAUUGUUACUUGUUAAUUAAAUACAUUGUCAUACACAAAUAGUAUUGAUUUUUAUUAGAAAUUUUUAAAACAAUCGAAUACAUUUUUGGUAGAGGUAUUGAAUAAAUCAUCAGUAUCUCUCCCUCUGGAAUAAACUAAGGCAGUGGCGGCCAAAAGGGUCUUCCUGUAUAAUUACAACAUUUCCCACUUCUUCACUACUGUCUGGCUCCAUAUCUUGAACAUCUGAAUUGUCAAAAGCCACUUAAAUUAUUAAAAUAACUUUGCGUGUGGGGAGGUGGGAUGAGGGAUGGAAGUGUUACAUGUUAUACAGUUUACUGACACUGCCAACUGUGGAGACGUUUUAAGUUCAUGUUUCCAUAGGUCACAGGACCUUUACUCAGCACCCAUUUCCAUCAUGCCCCUGGCCCCACAGGGAAUGACACAAAUCUCUGGAGUCAGCAUGGGGAGCUAUGCCUCAGCUGUUCGGUGUCUUCAGUCAAAGAAGACUGGGCACCAAACACUUAACAGAUUAUUUAAAGACCUCUAUGUCCUCAGUGUAUUUCUGUAACCACAGAUGUUACUGUACGUAAAGAUACAGACGCUCCUCUGACCUCCUCUAGGGGAACUGCAUGGGUGUGUCCAAGGAAUCCCUUGGUCAUGUGAAAACUAGUCACCAAGCUGAAAGUCCAUCCCUGAGUUCCUCUGCAGGUGAUUACUCCUCAAUUAAGAACCUUAAUUAGGGACCCUAUGAACAAAACAAUAAACCUGAAUAUUUGCAUGACAGCUAUGAUAAAUAUAUCAUAUAUAUGGACCAUAUAUGUAUCUCAAACAUAAAUAUUGCAUAUUUAUUCCAGAUAAAAGCACCUUUUGACCAACAAAUUUAAACUUUCUCUAAGCUUUUUAAGAUCUUAUUAAAACCCUGAGAAAAAAUAUUAACAUAACAUUAACAUAAAAAUAUUUGAAAAAAAUUUUUUUUUGCAUUUUUAGUAAUCCCCCGACGAAGAUAUUUCACAUAACAGAACGUUAUACAGUCCACAAGACAAAAUAACUACAUUUUAAAUUAACCCGUUUAUCCUACUAAAUAAAAAAUAAACUGCAUUUUAUUAUCCCUCUUUACUAAUUCUGCAAGGGAUUUAUGACCACAACUGCAUCAGGGUUGAAUGUUAAAUUGACAGCCGUCAAACAGCCGUGACAGCAAGCACAGUGAUCCAGCAAAGGUUUGACCGCAAACAAGGCUCAGUUAAAAAAAUGUGUGGAGUGGGGGGGAUUAUGGAAUUUGUUCCUUUGGGUCUUCUUUAGGCUUAGACUAGAACCAGCCAAUGAACCAUCCAGACUCUGCGGUCUGUUCAGAGAUGAAACAAUACAACAAUUAUUAAAAAUAAAAUAAAAUAAAAAGUAUAGAGGGAAUCAUGUAAAUAUUUGAUGUAAUAUGCUGUUUAACUUUGCUGAUUGUGUGUUAGACUCUCUCUUGUUGUCCUCACUUGGGGAAUUGUUCUGAAAUGAUUAACACUCCCAACUAUAGCGUAGUUUUCAGCAGCACCUUGUGUGAGUUGUACAUAGAGGUGAUGUGUGUAAUUUUAUUGUGUUAAAAUACUUUCUCCAAUCUCUAUUGAACAUGCAGAGUCAACUUCACUAAGGUUUUUCUCAAACUUAAAAAUGAACUUAGAAAACUUAAAAAUGAA